Messenger RNA from Heterobasidion irregulare TC 32-1, 726 nucleotides. RefSeq lists its product as uncharacterized. Bases 1 to 726 code for a protein of 241 amino acids. The transcript has 3 exons. Lineage: Eukaryota; Fungi; Basidiomycota; Agaricomycetes; Russulales; Bondarzewiaceae. The record is from RefSeq and is a predicted model, not a curated record.
AUGGCCCGUAGGCUUGCCUGGCGAUCAAUCCAGGUCGUCGAGCUCCUCGGCGUGCGCUUUUGGCGUUGGAUAGAUGCCCACUUCGUGCGAAAGAUGAUGUGGCCAGGGCUUCCGAGCCGAGGCCAUCGAAGUAACCCCGUCUGGAAGCACCGCCGUCAUCAGAUCGUGGGCUGUCCGGAAUUACACCCCAGGAAAGCUAUCCUUGGGCCAGAUUCGCGUUCGCGGCCUCUCCAGACCCGCUCCCCACCCCCCAACGGAAAAGCAGCGACUCAACAGCGAUCAUCCACGUACGAAAAAAACCCCGCCGAUCAACGAGACCGACCGUCCAAGCGGGAAGUCCUGCGCGAACCGCCCUGCCCUGGGGCUCCCAUCAGAUCCGAGGGCGAACGGUAUGCGCGCGAGCUGCACGCCGUUACACCCACCAUCCAGCAGAAUGCCCCCCCCCCCCUCCCGCAGCGCUUCAAGUCGCUGGCCCGCAUACGGGCGCAGCCGCGCUCUGCGCGCGCCAUCCCGCGGCGCGGACCGGGCGACGGCAACUCAGCGCCUUCCCCACGAGUCCGAAAAGCAGCCGUGACAAAAGAGGUGGGGCUCCACAGAGCGAGCCCCAUAUGGCCGAAGCGCGGACGACUCUGGAUGGUUGGGUCGACGGCGACUACGACGCCUGCGGUCCCGAAAAGGCAACUGCGAACACGAGGCGCGCCGGUGCCUUGGCGGGGCUGCGCGUGA